Messenger RNA from Phymastichus coffea, 1453 nucleotides. RefSeq names its product protein archease-like (gene Archease). The coding region runs from base 253 to 729 and encodes 158 amino acids. The record is from RefSeq and is a predicted model, not a curated record. Gene Ontology annotation, cellular component: tRNA-splicing ligase complex. Lineage: Eukaryota; Metazoa; Arthropoda; Insecta; Hymenoptera; Eulophidae. Gene Ontology annotation, biological process: tRNA splicing, via endonucleolytic cleavage and ligation. The transcript has 4 exons.
UUAGCACAUGUCGGUAGACAGAACGUAAACACGAGACGAGCCGCAGGCUGGUAACCGUGCCGGGAAAAAAGCGCGCGCGCUCUCUCUCUCUCGAGCUGAUCGGGCGCGUUAAGUGCUGCCAUCUGCUUUACUACAGUCCCAUUGAUCGGCGGCGACUGUCAUCUGCGAACAGCUGAUCCGCGCGAUUCACGUGGAGCGCGAUCAGCUGUGACGGCACGCCGUGCACAGUAUCUCGCACGCUCGUAACCAGUGAUGGACACCGAAAACGAUCUCGUCGACGACGACUUCGUCUAUCCGCCCUGCAAAUACGAGUAUUUGGACCACACAGCGGACGUUCAGUUGCACUCAUGGGGCGACACUCUGCAGGAAGCGUUCGAGCAGUGCGCGAUCGCAAUGUUCAAUUAUAUGACGGACUUGGAGCGUGUGGAGCUGAAACAAGUGCACCACGUGGAAGCUGAGGGCCACGACUUACAGAGUCUUCUGUUCCACUUUCUCGACGAGCUUCUUUUCAUGUUCAGCGCAGAACCGUUCCUCGUUGCCAAGAAAGUUAAGAUCAUCACGUUUGACCGAGAGAAUUUCAAGAUAGUAGCACGAGCAGUAGGCGAAGAAUUUGAAAUUGGCAAGCAUACGCAGGGCGCGGAGGUAAAGGCCAUCACAUACUCGGCGAUGCAGAUCCACGAGCCGCCGGAAGUCGAACGGCCUGAACUCUUCGUCAUCGUCGACAUCUGAUCUCUGGCCGUCUCUCGGUCGUCGUCGUCUUCGUCUUCGUCUCGCCUCCCCCCUUCCCGUCAACGAAAAAAAAGCACUUUAAAUGGCCGCCCCUAACACGAAGACGCACCGAAACAGUAGGGUGCAGUCUUUUGUGUGUGUAAGCUUCGAAUAAAUACGUUAUGUGCAGUGGUGGCGAGAGCGACCGAGUGAGCGGACAAACGCACAACAGGCCCCUGCUACGUUCUCUCCCCUUCCCCUUUUCGGACACAGGCCCCGGAGGCAGUCAGAUACGUCUAUUCGUACCUUAGCGCCCGCCUUAGCGACUCCGUUCGUUUCUCGUCUCCAUCUCUCUCUCUCUCUCUCUCUCUCUCUCUCGCUCUUUUUUUUAUUUUUGCCUGCAAAGCGAGAGCAAGAGAGCCGAGAACCGAACCCACGAGAGCGAGUUCAGCUCUACUCGCAUACUUUUGUUUUUGGCUACUUUUUUGUACUCAUGCCAUUCUCCUCGCACGCCGCCUGUGAAUUUUCGACUGCCCUCCGAAGACUUUGUGAUUCGCAUUGUUAUACCCCCCUCCUUCCUUCCUUCCUUCGAGCGCACUUUUGUAUUCACACGCUAUACUUUUGUAAUGUAAUAAAAUUAAAGAGAAAAAAACACCGAACUUUUCAAACAGUGUAUGUAAGUAGUACGUAAUGAUCGUUUGAGCAUGCGGGCACCCACACACGCCCAAUUGAAUAAAAAGCCUCG